AUGCAAACAGCUUCCCCAAGAAAUUCUCGAAAUCUCAACAGCAAACACCUUAAGCUCGCAACCACCGGGGGUCCGAUUACCACCCAAUCCUUCCGUGUGUUCUACUCUUUCCGACCUUCCAACCCCUCCAACUCCAUCCAAUCUCACAAGGAGACAAACCUCUCCAAAAUGGCACCAAGCCACCUCCUCCGGGCAACAAUGUCUCUCCGAGCCUCGCUCACAACACCUCUGUCCCUGGCACGCCCCUCAAUUCUCCAAUCAACCACAUACCUCACUACUCUCCGCACCGCUUCAACAUCAUCCACACCCAAAACCACCGGCACAGACACCCAAGCGCCAUCCCGCCUCCGCGCCUACGCCUCGACCCUGAAAACCGGCACCGUCGUCUCCGUCGGCCGGAUGGACCGCACCGUCCGCGUCCUGCACAAACACAUCACAUGGGACAGGCACAUCCGCAAAUACUACGGAAAGCAAACGCACUUCCUCGUGUCGGACCCGCAGAACUCACUGCGCGAAGGCGACGUAAUUGAGUUUUCGUCCGGUGCCCCGAAGAGCAAGCACGUGCGCCAUGUCGUCGAGCGCAUCGUUACGCCCUUCGGCGUGGAAAUCGCCGACCGCCCAUCUGUGCCGUCGAAGGAGCAGCGCGAGGCUAAGCGCGAGCAAUCCUGGGCUGAGAAGUAUGUCCGCCGCGAGUCGAGACGUCUCGGGAGGGAGGUCGAUCUUGUCGAGGAGGCUGAGAAGGCGGGCAUUCCUGUCGAGGGUGAGAUCCCUGCCGCGCUUCUGAUUCAUCGUAUCCAUGCGAAUAACGAGCGUGUCGGGAAGCUGAAGAGCCUUGUACUGGAGAGGGUGGAGAAGGAGAAGUCGCUGGAGUGA
This is a messenger RNA of Penicillium soppii, 873 nucleotides long. Its product is annotated as uS17 family ribosomal protein. Gene Ontology annotation, biological process: translation. Gene Ontology annotation, molecular function: structural constituent of ribosome. The record is from RefSeq and is a predicted model, not a curated record. Lineage: Eukaryota; Fungi; Ascomycota; Eurotiomycetes; Eurotiales; Aspergillaceae. Gene Ontology annotation, cellular component: ribosome. The coding region runs from base 1 to 873 and encodes 290 amino acids. The transcript has a single exon.